Messenger RNA from Astrephomene gubernaculifera, 2660 nucleotides. The record is from the annotation of a GenBank genome assembly. NCBI's taxonomy places the organism in Eukaryota, Viridiplantae, Chlorophyta, Chlorophyceae, Chlamydomonadales, Astrephomenaceae.
GUUGUCUUCUCCUGCUGUUGGCCUUGCUGUCUUCCUGCUCAUUGAGGAAAAACGGGGGCUGAACGUUGAGGACCGCUGUCCUUAGCUCCUCCUUCCACUCUUCUGUACUCUUCUUACUCCCCAGCCCAGCCCAACCAUUCUUUGCCCUUCCCCUCCUUGCCCUCCUUGCCCCUCAAAACACGCAAUGCCGACCCACGGGUCACCAGUUCGCCGCAAGCGCGACUGGGUGGAUCCCGAGCUGCUGGACGAGGGCGAGGGCGAGGCGGAGGAGGUCAGCCAGGAGGCGCUGCUCAUGCAGGAGGAGCUGGAGGGACAGCAGGGGGCGGGGCAGGAGGGGCAGCAGCAGCAGCGCCGGCAGGGGCGACGUGAGCGGGGCGUGCAGCAGUACUUGGAGCUCAAUUUGGAGGCGGAUGGGACCACGGAGGUGGUGGAGUUUGACGAGCAGGGCCGGGUCAAGGCACGCAGGCAGCCGGGCAUGCCUGUCCUGGAGGACGACAUCGAGGCUGAGGACGAUGAGGAGGAUGACGACCCGCUGGCCUUCCUGGCAGACCUGGAGGGUGAUGAUGAUGAGGAUGAUGAUGAGGAGGACGAGGAGCCAUCAGAAGAUGCGGACGAAGUAGAGGAGGAGGAGGAGGAGGGGGACAGCAGCGGGAGGCGAAGCGCAGCGGCGGGCCCCAGCGGCCGCGGCGCUUCUUCUUCACCUUUUCCUUCUUCUUCUGCAUCUCAGAAGCGGUCGCUGGUAGGCAGGAACGCUGGAAGCCGAAGAGGCGCGGAAGAGGAGGAGGAGGAGGAGGAUGGCGGGGAGGGGUUGGUCCUGAUGCCCGGUGUGAAUCCGCUGCUGGACGAGGAGAUCGAGUGGGGUCUGGAUGAAUUGGGACCCACGGGUCAGCAGCGGCCCUCGCUGCUACGUGAGCUGGGGGUGAUCAAGGGGCGCCCGUCGGACAAGCAGCAGCAGCAGCAAAAGCGGUCCCAGGCUGCUUCCUCUUCUUCUUCUUCUCAGCAGCAGCAGCAGGCCGGCAAGCAGCAGCAGCAAAAGCAGGCCCCAGCUGACGGCGUUACCGACGAGGACGAGGAGCAGGGCGGCGGCGGAGCGGCGGGGCAGGUGGGUGUGGCCUGGGGCGGCAGCGGCGGCGCCAGUGGGAUCGACAUGGAGCAGCAGGAGGCGCUGCUGUCGCGGCUCUUUAAACCGCACAAGGUGAAGGAGCUGAUGGCCCACCAGCUGGCUGCGGAGGCGGAGCUGGCGGCCCUCAAGCGGCGCACCUCGGGGCGGGCGGGGCAGGAGGCGCGGCUGCACACGCGCAUGCGCCUCAUCGGGGGCAGCGCGGCGGGCAAGCAGCUGGUGUCCAGCGCGGGGGCAAACACCCGGCCGAUGAUGGAGAAGGUGCGCCACGCCCUCUUCAACAUGAUCCAGGCCCAGGCGGGCAGCGGCGCGGGACUGCCCACCACCGCCCGCUGGCUGGACUGCUUCGCCGGCACCGGCAGCGUGGGGCUGGAGGCGCUCAGCCGGGGGGUCAGGGAGUGCCACUUCAUUGAGAUGGACCCGUGGGUCUGCCGCAAGGUCCUGUCCCGCAACAUCUCCACCUGCGGCUUCACGCGCCGCUCCGUGGUGCACACCAUGAAGGCGGAGGACUUCCUGCGCCGCGCCAUUGAGCUGCCCAAGUUCGCAGGUGGGGGGGAUGAAGAGGGGUUGACGAGGAAACUGACAAGCUUGAAAACACGGCUUCACCAGCUGAGGGAGCAGGUGAUGAGGGACAGGCAACCGCGGCUUGGUGGGACUCGGCUCUGCUGGAUUCGCUGCGUCCCUGCCCUUCAUCCGUGUACCUCCUCCUCCUUCCUCCUCCUCCUCCUUCCUCCUCCUCCUCCUCCUCCUCCUCCUCCUCCUCUUCCCAACCCGCAGGCGGCCCCUUCGACUUCCUGUCCGUGUGUCCGCCAUACCUGCUGGUGUCCUACCCGGAGCUCAUGGACCUGCUGCACCGCUCGCCGCUGCUGCACGAGCGCUCCAUCGUGUUCGUGGAGUACCCCAAGCAGCUGGCGCACCAGGUGCCGCCGACCCUUGGGUCGCUCGUGACGGUGCGGGACCGCAAGUACGGCAGGACGUGGAUUCGGGUGUACGGACCGGCGAGUGGGAUGGGGGGUGGGGAGGAGGAUGGUGGUGGUGAGGAGGAGGAGCGUGGGGAGGAGGAGGAGGCGGGAGAUGAGCUGCUGCUCAUUUGAUGGGCCUCCCAAGUUGGCUUUGAUGGCAGUACGGCAGUUCAGCGUGCAGGCGGUGGUGAAGGUAUGACCGUUACAAUGGUUCCCCAAAAGUGAAGGGGGUGAUAAACCCUAAAACCCCCCACUGCAAGAGGAACGCAACACGCCGUGGAGGUGUCUGGAGGGCCCCCGAGGAGAUGCGGGUGGCUAUGCGGCCUUCCACAAGGGUAGCCUGAAGGCCCCAAACCUUGUGAGCUAAUGCGCGGUUUGCUAUGGUUUUCUCCACUGAGACGCAAACUGUAAGAUGCGACAUGCCAACACAGCUGCCCCAGGAUAACAUUGUCAUGCCUACCGAACACAUUCCUGGACACUUCUAAACAUGAAUUGAAGGGCAGUUAGCGCAUUUAUAGCGCUAACAAGUGGGAGUACGAGCACCGCAGGGCCCCGGUUUCAGAGCCUCGACGGAUGGG